AUGUCGCCUCAUAAGGUAUCUGCCGAGAGUGAAUUCGAAUCUGAAUUCGGAGUCCCGGAUUUCGACUCCCUGCCUGAAAGGUAUGGCUGGCCACGGGAGAAUGAGAACGGAUAUCGAAUCAUCGAGCAGCUGGCUGGCACGAAAAGGCCCAUGAGAAUAGUCCAUGUCGGAUGUGGAGCUGCUGGCAUUUGCCUGGCGAAAUUCCUGCCGGAACAAAUGCAGAAUGUCUCCUUCACCUGCUACGAUAAGAAUACAGAAAUUGGUGGCACCUGGCUGGAGAAUCGGUAUCCAGGCUGUGCGUGCGAUAUCCCGUCGGUCGACUACCAGUUCACUUGGGCGAGGAAUCCCGACUGGACGCAUUUCUAUUCGUCCUCGCCCGAGAUCUGGCAGUACUUUAAAGACUGCGUGGACCGGUAUGGGUUAAUGAAGUAUUUUAAGCUCAAUCAUCAGGUCGAAGGAGCGUAUUGGGAUUCGAAGACUGGAAAAUGGGACGUCCACAUCAAAAAUCUGCUUACUGGCAAUACGUUCGUCGACACCUGUGACGUUUUCAUCAACGGUGGCGGUAUUCUUAACAACUGGAAGUGGCCUGAGAUUGAAGGAUUGCAUAGCUUCAAGGGUCUGCUCGCACAUACUGCUGCGUAUCCUGAGGGAACUCCUCUCGAGGGAAAGAGAGUGGCAGUCAUUGGAUCCGGGAGCAGCGGGGUCCAGGUCGUCGCCAACAUCGUCUCAAAAGUGUCUACGCUCUACACCUGGGUCCGGUCGCCCACUUGGAUCACGGCUGGGUUUGCGCAGAAAUACGCCGGUCCUAAUGGGGAUAAUUUCGAAUACACUUCAGAGCAGAAAAAGCACUGGCGUAAUUAUUAUACAGACUAUGUGAAGUACUGCAAGGAGAUCGAGAAUGAGCUGAAUCAGAGGUUUAAAUUCAUCCUAGUGGGAACACUUGAAGCUGAAGAGGCCAGAAAGUUUUCCAUCACAGAGAUGAGGAACAAGCUCAAGGGCCGAGACGAUCUCGUAGACAAGAUCAUUCCCAAGUCUUUUGGGAUCGGAUGUCGCCGGCCAACGCCCGGAAAUGGCUAUUUAGAGGCCCUCACCAUGCCUCACGUCCACACUUUCACUGAACAAGUGGCCAAGAUUACCGAAAAGGGGUUUGUUGACCAGCGAGGCAAAGAGUACGAAGUCGAUGUGAUCAUCUGCGCCACCGGAUUCGACACUUCAUGGGUUCCCCGUUUUCCGAUUGUGCAUGACGGCAAGAAUGUGCAGGACUUUAUGCGAGAGCGAAUGCUAUCUUACAUUUCGUACGCCAUUCCAGAAGUACCUAAUUUCUUCACCAUUGGCAGCGCGUACGGCCCUGUCGGGCACGGCAACACGCUCAUGGUGAACGAACGGCUUAUUACCAACAUUCUGAAGAUUGUGGAAAAGAUGCAGGUCGAAAGCAUUAAAUCGAUGCGGCCGAAGCUCGACGUGUGCGAACGGUUCGAGGAGCACGCGCAGCUGUUCUUCAAACGGACUGCCUGGGCCUCGGGCUGCGCCAGUUGGUUCAAGCAAGGUAAGAAGGAUGGCAAGCUCGUAAUCUGGCCGGGCUCUCGCCUGCUCUAUUUCGAGGUCCAAAAGGAACCCCGCUACGAAGACUUCGAGAUCGAGUACAUGACCGGAAACCCCUGGGCUUGGUUUGGUAACGGAUUCACCCUCAAGGAAUACGACGGCAGCGAUAUCUCCUACUACAUGGGGUCGGACGAGAAUCCAGGUGCUUUGCUGAUUGAAGCUCCGGAAUCUUACAAUCCUGCUAAUGGGACUGCGAAUGGUGUAGUUGGAGCCUAG
This is a messenger RNA of Cladophialophora psammophila CBS 110553, 1818 nucleotides long. RefSeq lists its product as uncharacterized. The coding region runs from base 1 to 1818 and encodes 605 amino acids. Lineage: Eukaryota; Fungi; Ascomycota; Eurotiomycetes; Chaetothyriales; Herpotrichiellaceae. Gene Ontology annotation, molecular function: NADP binding; N,N-dimethylaniline monooxygenase activity; flavin adenine dinucleotide binding. The record is from RefSeq and is a predicted model, not a curated record. The transcript is spliced from 4 exons.